GAGCGGCCGCCAAACAAAGGUACCAGUCGCCGCCGCGGGAGGAGGAGGAGUCGGAGCCUCAGUCAGAGUCUCUGCCUCUGCAGACGCUGGACCCGCCGCCCGUCUUCCCCCCGCAUCUCUCCAGGGCCUCCUGCUUCGGGGGCGCGGGGGGCGAGGAGCGAAGGGGAUUCUGGACGUGCCAGGGUCAGAUCUCGCCUCUUAAGAGAAAGGUGCAGGUGAAUCUGGUGUGUUUGGGGAGGGGAGCUCGGCCCCGAAAUCAGAAUGAAGGCCCUUGAUGAGCCUCCCUAUUUGACAGUGGGAACUGAUGUGAGUGCUAAAUACAGAGGAGCUUUCUGUGAAGCCAAAAUCAAGACAGCAAAAAGACUUGUCAAAGUCAAGGUAACAUUCAGGCAUGAUUCUUCAACAGUGGAAGUUCAGGAUGACCACAUAAAAGGUCCACUAAAGGUAGGUGCUAUUGUGGAAGUGAAGAAUCUUGAUGGUGUAUAUCAAGAAGCUGUCAUCAACAAAUUAACAGAUGCAAGCUGGUAUACUGUAGUUUUUGAUGAUGGAGAUGAGAAGACGCUUAGACGGUCUUCCCUGUGCCUGAAAGGAGAGAGACAUUUUGCUGAAAGUGAAACAUUAGACCAGCUCCCCCUCACCAACCCUGAACACUUUGGCACUCCAGUAAUAGGAAAGAAAACAAAUAGAGGAAGAAGAUCUAAUCAUAUACCAGAGGAAGAGUCUUCUUCAUCCUCCAGUGAUGAAGAUGAAGAUGACAGGAAACAAAUUGAUGAGCUACUAGGAAAAGUUGUUUGUGUGGAUUAUAUUAGUUUGGAUAAAAAGAAAACUCUGUCGUUUCCUGCAUUGGUGGUGUGCCCUGAUUGUAGUGAUGAGAUUGCUGUAAAGAAAGACAAUAUUCUUGUUCGCUCAUUCAAAGAUGGCAAAUUCACUUCAGUACCAAGAAAAGAUGUCCGUGAAAUUACUAGUGAUGCUGUGCCAAAGUCUGAUGCUGUAUUAAAACAAGCUUUUGAUCAGGCGCUUGAGUUUCACCAAAGUAGAACUAUACCUGCUCACUGGAAGACUGAAUUGAAAGAAGAUAGUUCUAGCAGUGAAGCAGAGGAGGAAGAAGAGGAGGAAGAUGAUGAAAAAGAAAAGGAAGAUAAUAGCAGCGAAGAAGAAGAUGAAAUAGAACCAUUUCCAGAAGAAAGAGAGAACUUUCUUCAACAGUUGUACAAAUUUAUGGAAGAUCGAGGCACACCUAUUAACAAAAGACCUGUUCUUGGGUAUCGCAAUUUGAAUCUCUUUAAAUUAUUCAGACUUGUACACAAACUUGGAGGAUUUGAUAAUAUUGAAAGUGGAGCUGUCUGGAAACAAGUCUACCAAGAUCUUGGAAUCCCUGUCUUAAAUUCAGCUGCAGGAUACAAUGUUAAAUGUGCUUAUAAAAAGUACUUAUAUGGUUUUGAAGAGUAUUGUAGGUCAGCCAAUAUUGAGUUUCAGAUGGCAUUGCCUGAGAAAGUUAUUAACAAGCCAUACAAGGAGUGUGAAAAUGUAAAAGAAAUAAAAAUUAAGGAAGAAAAUGAAUCAGAUAUCAAAGAAAUAAAGAUUGAAGAAGAGGGAAAUAGAACACUGAAAGAAGAAGAAAAAACUGUGGAGGAUGACACAGAAAGAAAAGAAAAUAUCAAACCUCUGGGAAGUAAAAAGAAUUUAUUAGAAUCUGUAUCUGCCCAGUCUGAUCAGGAAAAAGAAGUUAACAUGAAAAAAUCCGGAGAAAAUGAAAAUUUGGAAGAUCAAGAUGAUGAAAUAAGUAGGGUAGAUGAUUCCAUGAACAUAAAGGUAGAAGCUGAUGAAGAAAAAGCAAAAUCUGGAGAUGAAACGAAUAAAGAGGAAGAGGAAGAUGAUGAAGAAGUAGAAGAGGAGGAGGAGGAUGAAGAGGAUGAAGAUGAUAUUGACAACAAUGAGGAAGAGGCAUUUGAAUGCUAUCCACCAGGCAUGAAAGUCCAAGUGCGGUAUGGACGAGGGAAAAAUCAAAAAAUGUAUGAAGCUAGUAUUAAAGAUUCUGAUGUCGAAGGUGGAGAGGUCCUUUACUUGGUGCAUUACUGCGGAUGGAAUGUGAGAUACGAUGAAUGGAUUAAAGCAGAUAAAAUAGUGAGACCUGCAGAUAAAAAUGUACCAAAAAUAAAACACCGGAAGAAAAUAAAGAAUAAAUUAGACAAAGAUGAAAAAUACUCUCCCAAAAACUGUAAACUUCGGCGUUUGUCAAAACCACCAUUUCAGACAAAUCCAUCACCUGAAAUGGUAUCCAAACUGGAUCUUGCUGAUGCCAAAAUCUCUGAUACAGCUCAUAUUAAAUCCAUAGAAAUUACUUCUAUCCUUAAUGGACUUCAAGCUUCUGAGAGUUCUGCUGAAGACAGUGAGCAGGAAGAUGAGACAAGUGCUCAAGACUUAGAUAAUAGUAAAGAAGAAUCUAAGACUGAUCAGUUAACCCACAACAGAAAUGAUCUUAUUUCAAAAGAGGAACAGAACAGUUCUUUGCUUGAAGAAAAUAAAUUCCAGGUAGAAUUGGUAAUUCCUAAAUCUGUUUCAAAGUCUCCAGAAAGGUUAAGAAAAGAUAUGGAAGGAUUAUCUGAAGAUACAGAUUUUGAAGAAGAGGAUGAAGUCACAAAAAAGAGAAAAGAUGUCAAGAAGGACAGCACAGAUAAAGCUUCAAAACCACAGGUGAAACGCGGUAAAAGGAGGUAUUGCAAUACAGAGGAAUGUUUGAAAACUGGAUCACCUGGCAAAAAGGAAGAGAGGCUCAAAAACAAAGAAUCACUUUGCAUAGAAAACAGUAGCAAUAGCUCCUCAGAUGAAGAAGAAGAAAAAUCAAAAGCAAAGAUGACACCAACGAAGAAGUACAAUGGGUUGGAGGAAAAAAGAAAAUCUCUAAGGUCAACUGGUUUCUAUUCAGGAUUUUCAGAAGUGGCAGAAAAACGGAUAAAACUUUUAAACAACUCUGAUGAAAGACUUCAAAACAGCAGAGCUAAAGAUCGAAAAGAUGUCUGGUCAAGUAUACAAGGACAGUGGCCUAAAAAAACAUUAAAGGAACUUUUUUCUGACUCUGAUACUGAGGCUGCGGCUUCACCCCCACACCCUUCCCCAGAGGAGGCAGUAGCAGAAGAGUCAUUGCAGACUGUAGCAGAAGAAGAGAGUUGUCCACCCACUGAAGAGCUAGAAACACCCCUCCCUGUAAGUGUCGGUAUUAAAUCCCUUGAGGAUAAAACAGUGGAAGUCAAUGACAAAAAGGCAGAGUUUCCAAGUAGUGGCAGUAAUUCAGUGCUCAAUACCCCACCUACCACACCAGAAUCGCCUUCAUCAGUCACUGUAACUGAAGCCAGUCGGCAACAGUCUUCUUUAACAGUAUCAGAAACAUUGGCUCCAAACCAAGAAGAAGUUCGAAGUAUCAAGAGUGAAACUGACAGCACAAUUGAGGUGGAUAGUGUUACAGGGGAGCUCCAAGACCUCCAGUCUGAAGGGAAUAGCUCCCCAACAGGCUUUGAUGCAAGUGUGAGCUCCAGCAGUAGUAAUCAGCCAGAACCAGAACAUCCUGAAAAAGUCUGUACAGGUCAGAAAAGAGUGAAAGACGCUCAGAGUGGAGGAAAUUCAUCAAAAAAGCAGAAAAGAAGCCAUAAAGCUUCAGUAGUAAACAACAAAAAGAAGGGAAAAGGCACAAACAGUAGUGAUAGUGAAGAGCUCUCCGCUGGUGAAAGUGCAACUAAAACUCAGUCAAUCAAAUCAGUCUCCACUGGAAUGAAAUCUCAUAGCACCAAAUCUCCGGCAAGGACUCAAUCUCCGGGAAAAUGUGGAAAGAAUGGUGAUAAGGAUCCUGAUUUAAGGGAACCAAGUAAUAGAUUACCGAAAGUUUACAAGUGGAGUUUUCAGAUGUCGGAUCUGGAAAAUAUGACAAGUGCUGAGCGCAUCACUAUUCUUCAAGAAAAACUACAGGAAAUUAGAAAGCAUUAUCUUUCAUUAAAAUCUGAAGUAGCUUCCAUUGAUCGCAGGAGAAAACGUUUAAAGAAGAAAGAAAGAGAAAGUGCUGCUACAUCCUCAUCCUCAUCUUCGCCUUCAUCCAGUUCCAUAACAGCUGCUGUUAUGUUAACUUUAGCUGAACCGUCAAUGUCCAGUGCAUCACAAAAUGGAAUGUCAGUUGAGUGCAGGUGACAGCAGGACUUGCCAAUGCACUUUGCACUUAAUGGCUGUUGAGGGCCACGUCUUUUUUAUACUGCACAGUGGCACACACACACACACAAAAUCAGACAAGCACUAUUUUAUAUUUAAAAUUGUUUCUUGACAUGCUGACUUGGCACUUAAGUGCACUUUUUUUAUGAAGAAAAAGUACAAUGAACUGCUUUUCCUCAGCAAUAAUUGUUUCCAACUUGUCUGGGAAUUGUAUGUCUGGUAACUUGAAGGCCUUCCACUGUGGCAAAUGGAGGCUUUUCACUGCCUGUAGAGAAAAUACAGUAAGCAUAGUUAUUGGGUGGGCCAGAACAUGGUAAGAUAACUUACUGUAUAUGUAUUCCCAUGUAUUUUGUUAAAGCUGGAACAUUUGAUAUUUUUCCAUUUAUUUAUGAAAAAAAAUAUGAACCUAUUUUCAUUUGUACAAGUGAAUUGUUUUUUAAAGCAAGUCACCCUAAAGUGGCUUUAAUUGUAUAAGUCAAGCACAUCUGAUAAAUUCUAAACCUGCAGUUAACAGGAUAUCAGACAUCAAUCCUGGUAACCAAAUAUUUAAGAUUCUCUUUUUAAAAGAUUGAACAUGUUUACAGGUUUGAAUUAGGCUAAAUGGUCUUGCAGUGGCUUUACAUGCCCCUUCAAAUUGGAAUGGAACUACUGUACUUUGCCACUUUUCUAUGAAUCAGUAUUUUUUUUUAAUUUUGAUAUAAUACAUUGUGUGGGGAAAAAAGAAAAUGGCAAACUGUAUUAAAUCUUAAGCAAUGUAUAAAGAUUAUACUUAGCCAGUUCAAAGUGUAUAUUUAUUCAUAAUGAAUUAUAACAGUUAUAUUUUUGUGUUUCCUUGUAAAUGUUUCUUUUUCUUUAAAUGCAGAUAAUUCAUUUGUAUUGAUUAUUUUAUUAUGAUCUCUACAAUGAGAGGACGUCAGGAACAAGUAUGGUUCAAGGUUGUUGAUAAAGAACUAUCUCAAAAAGAUACUUUUUAUUUUAAAUAUAAAUAGUUAAUCUGGAUUGGUAGACCUCAAAAAUUAAAAGCUUUGUAUAAAAUUCAAAAUGAACAUAAAAUUGCUUUCACUUGUAUUGACUUUAUGUUGUAUGGUUCCAAUCUCUGUUCUGUUGGCACUUGUAUUUAAUUCUACACCUUUGUAAGACAUUUGUAUAUUGCGGAUGUGUUCAUUCAAGCUAUUUAAUACCUGGCACUGUUAAUACACAGUACUUUAUUGUACAGACUGUUUUACUGUUUUAAUUGUAAUUCUGUGUACUUUUUUGGAUGGGGCUGGCAUGUUUUUGUUAGUUUUGUUUUUGUUUUUUUUUCCUGGCAAUACAAUGUGAGAAUUUCAAAACGUUUUGUUGUAGAUGCUGAUGUGUCAGAAUACUUUACAUUCAACUUUUCUAGGUAAAGCAUUUUCAGUCUUGUAAUGUGUGCUUACAGUAACUAAUUUUGUUGAAAAUGGUUUCAAGUUGCUCAAAUUUGUACAGGACUGUAAAGAUUUGUUGACAACAAAACAUUGAAGAAAAGGCUUAUAGAAUAAAAGCUAUAAAGUAUAUAUUAGAAUCUGCAAUCAAUGGAGAAUUAUGUAAUAUAUUGUACAAAUGUAAGCAAAGGCGCUGAAAUAAAAUGCCAUAGUUUGUGAAUCUUUGA
Molecule: messenger RNA, 5824 nt
Organism: Echinops telfairi (small Madagascar hedgehog)
Lineage: Eukaryota; Metazoa; Chordata; Mammalia; Afrosoricida; Tenrecidae
Gene: ARID4B
Product: AT-rich interaction domain 4B
Exons: 24
Coding region: 262-4176 (1304 amino acids)
Biological process (GO): regulation of transcription by RNA polymerase II
Cellular component (GO): nucleus
Molecular function (GO): transcription cis-regulatory region binding
Source: RefSeq, a predicted model, not a curated record